AUGCCCUACACGAGCAUCGACUUCAACGUGCUGCGCGCGGCCAACGAGAUGAACACCUGGUCAGUGUGCCCGGCCGCCUUCCGCAGCAUCGUCUUCUCGCGGCUGGCCCAUGAGGUGGACCAACUGGAGCCAGACGCGGCCGGGAGGCGCCAGGCGGAGCACGACAUCAAGGUGGCGGAGCACGCGGCCCGGGAGUUUGUGACGAGGAACAUCUCCCGGUACUUGGCCAGCGGCACGUCCUUCGCGCCCUGGUUCCACCUGGGCCUGCUCUUCCGUGCGCUUGAGGCCAAGUUCCCGGAGCUGCUGCCGAAGCGCUCCGUCGUCUCCAGCGCUUUGCGGGCGAGCCUGGCGCGGCACUUGGCCUCCGACUUGGCCGGCGCCGGCGGCUGGGCCUCCAGCCGCGAAGAAUCGCAGUCGAGCCUGGAGCGAGCGAUCCGGCGCCUCGCGGAGGCGGACGACCUGCGGGUGGACAAGGCCUAUGGGAUCCCCGGCUCUGGCGGCUUGAUGGGCCCAGCUCGGGAAGAGAUGGACCGCCUCUUGGACUCGGGCCAGCGGUUUCUGCUGCAGGCCUACCGCCAAACCAAGGCCCAGGCACCGGUCGGGGAAACAGAGCUCCAUGGACUCUUCAAGAUGCUGGGCCGGGAUGGCCCGCCGCUAUUGGAGCUGCUGGACCGCUUGGAUAGCCAGGUGCUGGAGCCCAUCUACAUGCCGAGCUCCCCCAGUUUCGGCCAGGUGCAGUUCCGAGUGCACCUGCUACCCACGCGGAACGUGGAGUCCAACCACGUGCGGGCCUUCUUCGAACUGCACUGCGACGCGGUCUUCAAAGAUCUGGUGGAAGAGCAUCGCCAUGUGGAGAGGCCCAUGCUGGUGGAGAUCGGCACGCACCUGGGGGGCUGCAUCCUCCACGCCUUGGCGCAGCUCCCCUCGAGCCGCGCCCUGGCCGUGGACGCCUACGGCCCCGCGGUGGCGGCGCUGCAGCGCACCGCGGAGCAGAAUGGCCUGGCGGACAGGCUUACAGUGGUGGAGCGGUUCAUUUGCCCAGAUGACCGGAAGUUCAAGGUGGAGCUGAACGCCACGGGGCCCACGCUGCUGCAGCCCACCUGGGCGGAGGUGGAUUCGGCCGCGGGCGCUUCGGAGGGCGCGGAUGGCUCGGAGGGCGUGGAGGUGAGCUGCACCGGGCUGGAGACGGUGUUCCGGGAGCACCAGGUGACUGACGUGGACCUCCUGCGGAUCCACGUGCUGGGCCGGGAGUACGACGCCCUGCGCUCGGGGGAGAGCUUCUUCGCGCGGGGCAAAAUACGCACGGUGGCCGCCUCCGUGAGUCAGCUGAACACUGAGCCCGGGAGCAUGGCCGCCAUGCUGCACCGCCACGGCUACCAGCUCCGGUUCCGCGAGUUUCGGGAUGAGGACGUGGUGACGAUCCUGAAGGACCAGGUGGAGCAGGCGCUGGAGCAGGCCUUGCCCAUGUUCUUGCAGACGGCCUGGGCGGCGGUGGUCACGGACAUCGACGGGACGGUUAAGGAGGUGGGCCGGAAGCUCUUGAAGGACAAGUCGGUGCCCUGGCAGAUCCGCGUGAGGCGGUCGCAGGCGCUGCAGCGGCUGGGCCAGAUCUUCAUCGAGGAGGGCACCAAGGCCAUGGCGGAGGGCGGGUCCACCAAGACCAUGAGCUCGGAGGUGGCCAAGGCCACGCUGCAAGAGGCGCUGAUGGCUUCGGUACAGAGCAGGAGCUCGUCAGCCAGCUGA
This is a messenger RNA of Effrenium voratum, 1743 nucleotides long. The record is from the annotation of a GenBank genome assembly. NCBI's taxonomy places the organism in Eukaryota, Dinophyceae, Suessiales, Symbiodiniaceae.